Molecule: messenger RNA, 839 nt
Organism: Exophiala aquamarina CBS 119918
Lineage: Eukaryota; Fungi; Ascomycota; Eurotiomycetes; Chaetothyriales; Herpotrichiellaceae
Exons: 1
Molecular function (GO): protein binding
Source: RefSeq, a predicted model, not a curated record
AUGGCGGGUAGUCCUAUCAUCAAUCAAAUGGAAUUUCUGGAUCUACCGAACGAGAUCAUUGGAGAGAUCAUCGAAUAUCUGAAACAAAAAGACUUAUCUUCACUUAUUCGAGUUAACCAACGGCUUCAUUUCCUUUUUUCCGAGUAUCUGCUCCAGUACAAUGUACGACAUCAACAGGGUCGGGCUCUUACGUGGGCGGUGACGAAAGGGUUUGCAUCACUUACUCGUAAAUUGGUUGAGCUUGGGGCAGACGUCAAUCGCCAGAUCGAUGUUCGAGGACGUAAAUUUGCUCGGCCGACGCUACUUCAUAUUGCUGCCGCGAAGAGGAAUCUUCCCAUGAUUAAGUUGCUCUUCGAAAUUGGAGCCGACCUCAAUCAAAGAGACGAUAAAGGGCGAGCACCACACUACUGGGCUUUGCUUUCAAGAAACGAAAAGAUAAUACAAGAGUUCUCUUGGAGGACGAAAAACUUGGCGAAAUUCGUCGUCGAUGGCUCACAAAGCCGCACUUCUCUACAUUUCGCUGCUUGUUUCGGGUUAACCGGCACGAUUAGGUACUUUGUCGAAGCCGGUAUGGAUGUCAACGCCAGGGACAAGGAGGGCAAAACGCCCUUGGACCUGGCGAAAAGAGCUCUGCGGGAAGGACAUUGGCACCGACCCUCCGAUAUCAAUGACGACAAUGCAGUCGAGACCAUGAGGUUACUAGUGGUACUUGGAGAAGAUCCCGCAGCCGCAAACUGGUUCGUGGCCGACAAUACUGGCGGACGAAGAAGCUAUCAUUACAGCUAUGGUGAUCUCGAUGAUGGAGUAAACAAUCAAGGGAUUGAAACUUUCGAGUCCAG